AUGCUCCGCGUGUGUUGGUGUCUGUCCGGGGAAGAGUUGGCCGUGCUGCCGUCGGAGGAGUUGCCUGACGUCAGGACGCUGAAGAAAGUGUUGCAUGAACGUCAUGGAGCCCCGCCACGAUUUCGGCAGGCCAUCCUCGGGAAUGGCUGCAGGAUGGCAGAUGAUUGCGGCAUCAUGCAGGUGAGCCAAGUGGAGUUGCUGCUUCUUGAGUUCGUGCCAAGGUCCGAUACCCUCAUAAAACACAUCUUCUUUUCUGUUGUAAAGAACAGCCCUGCCGAGCUGGAGGACCUCUUGCAGUGUCCGAUGGAUCCAAACGUGGAUGAUCCUCGUUUCCCCCCCUUCGAUCGAACACCGCUUCUGCAUGCCGCCCAUUACGGGUAUGCUGAGUGUCUGGAUUUGAUGCUAGAAGCUGGGGCUGACACCGAAGCGCGAGCCCAUAAUGGUGGGAUACCAUGGAUCACGCCGCUCAACUGUGCAGCAUUCUUUGGCCAUUCGGUGCGUGCGCAGCUUGCUAUCACCUGGUGCUGA
Symbiodinium sp. CCMP2592 is the source of this 528-nucleotide messenger RNA. NCBI's taxonomy places the organism in Eukaryota, Dinophyceae, Suessiales, Symbiodiniaceae. The record is from the annotation of a GenBank genome assembly.